Molecule: messenger RNA, 3921 nt
Organism: Pezoporus occidentalis (night parrot)
Lineage: Eukaryota; Metazoa; Chordata; Aves; Psittaciformes; Psittacidae
Gene: ALDH5A1
Product: aldehyde dehydrogenase 5 family member A1
Exons: 10
Coding region: 33-1589 (518 amino acids)
Biological process (GO): GABA catabolic process
Cellular component (GO): mitochondrion
Molecular function (GO): succinate-semialdehyde dehydrogenase (NAD+) activity
Source: RefSeq, a predicted model, not a curated record
CGGGGCCCGCCGCCUGUCGCCGGUGCGCGGCCAUGGCGAGCCUACUGCAACGGCGGGCUGCCGCCACCCGCCGCUUCCUCCUCUCCCUGCCCCCGCGGCCCCCAGGCCUGGCGGCAGCUCGGCGACACAACAGCUGGGCGCUGCCCGCCUCGCUGGUGCGCUGGGGCGGCCUGGUGGGCGGCCGAUGGGUGGAGGCGCCCACUGUUUUCCCCGUGCAGGACCCGGCCAGCGGUGAGGAGUUGGGCCGAGUGGCCGACUGCGGGGCGGCCGAGGCGCGGGAGGCCGUGCGGGCCGCGCACGAUGCCGGCGCCGCCUGGGGCCGCCUCCCCGCCAAGGAGAGGAGCGUGCGCCUCCGCAGAUGGUACGAGCUGAUGAUAGAGAACAAGGACGAGCUGGCGAGGAUCAUCACGGCCGAGAACGGGAAGCCUCUGAAGGAAGCACAGGGUGAAAUCCUGUAUUCUGCCUCAUUUCUGGAGUGGUUUGCGGAGGAAGCUCGCCGGGUUUAUGGUGAUAUCAUUCCAGCGUCUGCAAAAGACAGAAGAAUCCUGGUGCUGAAGCAGCCUGUAGGAGUGGCAGCCAUCAUAACCCCAUGGAAUUUCCCCAGCGCUAUGAUUACCCGGAAGGUUGGUGCAGCUCUGGCAGCUGGUUGUACAGUGGUAGUGAAACCUGCAGAGGACACACCGUUAUCAGCACUAGCUCUUGGGGAGCUUGCAAACCAAGCUGGAAUUCCAGCAGGAGUGUAUAAUGUUGUUCCUUGUUCCAGACAACAGACACCAGCUGUAGGGGAAGUCCUGUGCACUGAUCCAUUGGUAGCCAAAAUAUCUUUUACCGGCUCUACAGCAACAGGAAAGAUACUGCUGAAACAUGCAGCUGGCACGGUGAAGCGAGUUUCCAUGGAGCUUGGAGGACAUGCUCCCUUCAUAGUGUUUGACAGCGCCAGUGUAGACCGUGCUGUUGCAGGAGCGCUUGCUUCCAAAUAUAGAAACUCAGGGCAGACCUGUGUUUGCACAAACCGUUUCCUGGUGCAAAAGGGAAUCCAUGACAAAUUUGUGGAAAAGUUUGCUAAAGCCAUAGAGAGAGAACUACACGUUGGAAGUGGAUUUGAUGAAAAUACUACCCAAGGGCCUUUAAUUAAUGAAAAAGCAGUGGAGAAGGUAGAGAGACACAUUAAUGAUGCAGUUUCUCAAGGAGCAUCUAUUGUGACUGGAGGGAAACGGCACAGCUUGGGGAAGAAUUUCUUUGAGCCAACAUUACUUAGUAAUGUUACAACAAAAAUGCUUUGCACCCAAGAGGAGACAUUUGGCCCUUUAGCACCAGUUAUCAAAUUUGAUACUGAAGAAGAAGCUAUUGCCAUAGCAAACGCAGCUAAUGUGGGUUUAGCAGGAUAUUUCUACUCCCAGGAUCCAGCUCAGAUCUGGAGGGUUGCAGAACAGCUGGAAGUUGGAAUGGUUGGUGUUAACGAAGGCAUAAUCUCAUCAGUGGAGAGUCCUUUUGGUGGGGUAAAACAGUCUGGUUUAGGGCGAGAAGGCUCAAAAUAUGGCAUUGAUGAAUACUUAGAAAUAAAGUAUGUCUGCAUUGGAGGCUUAUAAAAAUCUUCAAAAAGCACAAUCCCAACAGUUUGGAAAAGAGUGCUGUAGUUUUAAUAAGCUUCUUGAACCAGAUACAUAUAUGAAUGCAACUUCUACCUUCCUUGAAACUAAGCAACCCUGUUCCGUAUGCGUAGAGAUAUUUACAGUAUUCUGUGCUGUCAUAUAUUUUCACGUUAUUUAUACAUUGGUUUUCAGUAAUGUGAUUACAGUGUCUGUAAUUUUCAGCAAGGAGUAGGGAAGAAUGCAGAUACAUUAUUCUUUGAUUACCCCUGUGUGACUGGGAAGACUCAGGGGAAUUGUGCAUAAUGAAAACAGAUCAAAACCUAUGGCAAGGGGAAACUAGACCACCAUUUUCUACUGCCUCUGAUGUUUCAGUGAUGAUGUUGGAGGCUUUGUGGAGGACAGUCUCCAUUCAGAAUUUUGUGUACAUACUUGUCUUUUCUAACGUGGUUAUAUGACCUGCUUUUAGAGACAGGUGUGCCUUUUGUUUGGGUUUUUUAAUUGUGAGAGAAUCUGAUGCUUAUGUAAGGUGAGGAAUUGCUUUUAGCUCCAGCUAGGCAUCCACACAGGUGAACAGACAGCUUUUUCAGUGCAUGUUAAUGCUAGUUGCAAAGCUGACAGCUGUUCAGCUUUGGGCUUUUGAGCAAAGAGCUGUAAUUUGUGCCUAACAGUUUGCACACACCUGGGAUCAAAUAUAACUUUUGUUUGACGUUUGUGAACCCCAGCAGCCCUGAGAACAGGACAGUCCAGGAAGGAUGAGGAGCUGCUGGCUUUGUGCAUAGCAGGAGGAAGAUGGGGUGCUUACUUGCAGGAAUAACUUACAUAAUUGUGACACUAUAAGGGCUGCGUGAAGGAAGCACAAGUGGUGACAUGAUGAUACAGGUAAACUCCCUUCCAUGAAAAGAAUGCGACUAUCCUUGGGUAGAAGUAGUGUCACUGAUGUAAGUGUUCCUCAGUAUCUAAAGAAACAUUACUCACCACCUCCAAAGAACAUGAGCACAUAAAUGAUUCUGUUCCUAUGGACUCUGUGCCUUGAAUUGGAUGUGUGGUUACACAGGUGAAUGUCCAUUAGGGAGGAAGGCCUAAAAACCUUUAAACUUGGCUAACUUGUGGCCUAAUAAAGAUUUAAAUAGAAGUGAUUAGAGGAGAGAUUUCUCUGCAUCACCUUACCACUUGUCAUCUUCAAAAGAUGAUGUAAAGCUUCCUUAAUAUGAAACAAACAAUGCUGUUUAAACUUAAUUUUUCAUGGAAGUCAAAAGAAGCACUUGAAAAAUGAGCAGUGUUAAUUUGGCAAAUAAAUCAGCACUGCAGAAGCUACAGGGAAUAAAUUUUGUUUCCUGUGUUGGUUAAAUUUAUUUCAUGGGGUUAAUCCAUUAAUUAUUAAAAAUAAAUGAAAGAAGGCAGCAGAGCUCUUCUUUCUAUACAUUAAUGAAUGUACCUUACGGAAUGGGUUAUUUUAUCCAAUCAGGCAAAGAGGUACCAGGUAACACAAGACUUGGGAAGGGGGGAAGACAAGCCACGACUGAGUUUCACAGGGUUUUUUUUUAAAGCGCACAUAAGGUGGCAUUGACUGCUACUGAUUAUUUCUAAGUAUUUUUAUGGUUAUAUUUGUGUAACGCUUGAGACCCGGUGGGUCUGGAGCACAUUGUCUGUCAGUAGUGUUUGUGCAUCGUGCCAACUGAAGGGUGGUUAAAGGACACUUAACUGCCCUUCUGGUAAUUUCCAAUGCACCAAAAAAGCACAUUUAAGAUAGUGAAUUGUACAGACUUAAAAUAUGUCUGCCUGUGAACAGCAGUGUAAGAUAAAAGUUAAAGUUAUUUCAUUGAUUGCUCUAUGACAGUGCAGUCUUGAAUGUGCGUCUUACUUUUUGGGACAGUGCAGUUGGAGGAUACAUUCUUUAAUCCACUGCUCUCUUCACUGCAAAGUUACCAGUCUGGUGCAUUGGUACAUUUAUAAACUUGAUGUCUUUUCAGAGAAUAGCACUGUUAAUGAGUAAAUGUUUACUUUUUCUCCUAGCAAAUAAUACCUUUUACUAUGCCUGAUAACAAGCACAAACCAAAAUUAAAGAUAAGGUAUGUCAUAAACUUCAAAAAUACCUUUGGCUGGAUUGGAUUGUGGUUGUAUUCUAGCAUAGUAUCCAUCUGUCAGCAAGGUCUACAUCAGUUAAGCACAGAAUAAACUUGUCUUCAUAACAAAAGCUGUGAUUCUUCAACAAAACAUAUACUUGAAUUCUCACACUUCAGUUAUGUUGAUUACACUUGUGAUAGUUUAGCAAUUUCUGGGUAUGUGAUGGAAAAAUAUUUUCUGUUAAUAAAUAACUUCAGUGAAAGUA